AUGUUGGGCACAUGCAAGGGCCCGAUAUGGCGCAAAGAUGAUUUCAGCUAUUGCUUCCAAGUCGACUAUCUUCAGAUCCUCCUUCCUCUCUUGACAUGCGCCCUGUCGCUUGUCGUGAUCACGGCGAAAGGGACCCUGCGCACAUGGCGGCAACGCAAGCAGAAACAAGCAGGUCCUUCGGCGAGGCAACAGCUAGUCGAAGUUGAUGAAGACGAAGACAGUGCAGAAGAUAGCAUUUCCGAUCUCACUCUCCAGAAGACUAUCAGCCAUGCUAGCCAUGCUCGCCAUUCUAUUGUUGAUGUCGACCGACCCAAAGGCGAGACUUAUCUAGUCGCAGUCGAAUUGAUUGCGCUGUUGGCGCAGGUCGGCCUGUCAAUUGCGGAACUGUCAUCUGCACGAACAUGGGACUCGAAGCAUUGGGCGCACGCAGCGACUGCGAACUUGGCUGUCUGGAUCUACAUCACAGCCCUUGCCUGCCUGAGGUUCUUGCAUUCCACAACCACAUGGAAGUUAUCGUUUUCGCGCUUGUGGAACCAUACUGCUCUUCUAUAUGGAGCACAGUGGCUCCUGCACGUCUGGAUCUUCCGCUCAACACUGAUCCACCCUGGCGGCCGUCUCUAUCGAUCUGUUACCAUCUCACAUUUCGCACUAACUUCUCUCUUGAUGAUGAUCGCCUUGUGCUCGCGAAAGGGCAAUCAAAGCGUCUUCCAGGAAUACGACGGCGACAUCGAACCUUCAAAAGAGCCCCUCGCAAGUCCAUUGUCCCUUGUGACCUUCAGCUGGGUUGAUUCGAUUGUCUGGAAAGGCUAUAAGAGACCAUUGGAACUCGCCGAUGUCUGGAAUGUCACAAUCAAGGACAAGGCCGAGCCUGUACUUGCCAGCUUCCGACAGGUCAAGAAGACUCAUAGCUUGGCUGUUCGAUUGCUUUUGCACUUCAAGCGGAAGAUUCUUAUUCAGGGUGCAUGGUCUAUGAUGGCAAGUUUCUUCCUUUUCAUGCCCACCCUGUUGCUCAGAGCGAUCUUGCAAUACCUCGAGGACUCCAAAUCUACGCCCGUCACAGCGGCGUGGCUAUAUGUUGUCCUACUCUUCGUGACUGGGCUUAUUCCCGCUAUCGGUGACGGUCAGUCGCUAUGGAUUGGGCGGAAGAUUACUAUUCAGCUUCGCGCCAUCAUCGUUGGCGAAAUCUACUCCAAGACGCUUCGGAGACAAGCUGCGUCGACGGCAGAUGCAGAGUCGAGCGCAGAGAACCCAACACCUAAGCUGGGUCUAUGGAAACGCUUGACUUCCAAAUGGCAUACGCCCCAAACCAAGACACACGAUCAUGUCAUCACACCAGAAGACUCGAAAGUGAAAACUCCUGAUGCGAUGGCCAGCAAUGGCACCAUCAUCAAUCUGAUGUCCAUUGACUCGUUCAAAGUGGCCGAGAUCUGCGCUUAUCUCCAUUUUCUGUGGGCUGCCGUACCUGUUCAGCUUGUCAUGGCUGUCUUACUUCUUUAUACCGUGCUUGGACUCAGCUCCCUGGCAGGCAUCGCACUGAUGGGUCUAGUGCUUCCGCUUAAUCUUUACAUCGCAAAGUCAUUCCAGGCAGCGCAGAAGCGGAUCAUGGCAGCCACUGAUAAGCGCAUUCACUCAACGAACGAGGUCCUCCAAAACAUCAGAAUUAUCAAAUACUUUGCCUGGGAGCAACGAUUCAAGGCCAAUGUUGAUAAAAAAAGAGCAGUCGAACUCUCGGCCUUGUGGAGGAAAUAUGUCCUGUGGUCACUCGCAGCUACCAUCUGGAGUGGAGUUCCUGUCCUGAUCACCUUCGUGUCGUUCUUGAUAUUUACGUUGGUGGAGAAGAGGCCCCUUGUUCCCUCGGUUGCUUUUCCGGCUCUGUCCAUGUUCUCUCUUCUCCGCAUUCCACUUGAUCAGCUGGCGGAUAUGGUGGCUCACGUGCAAGAAUCGAAGGUUUCCAUUGACCGCGUUGAAGAAUUCUUGAACGAAGAAGAGACAGAAAAAUACGUUCAGCUCCGUUCAUCAAGGCAUGAUCACCUUGCGGACACACGAAUUGCUUUGAAAGAUGCAACCCUGACUUGGGGUUCCAAAGGGUCCGAGACAAAUAAGGCUUCGAGUGACGGCUUCCGACUGAUCAACAUGAACGUGGACUUUGAAGUUGGCAAGCUUAAUGUCAUCGCGGGACCAACUGGCAGCGGAAAAACCUCCCUCCUUAUGGCUCUUUUGGGAGAGAUGAAGCUUCUGAACGGGACAGUCUAUAUACCUGGGGGUUACGUGAGGCAAGAUCUCAGGCCCGACCCCGAGACUGGCCUAACUGAGAGUGUGGCAUACUGCGCACAGCAGGCUUGGCUCGUCAACGCUACUAUCAAGGAGAACAUUCUUUUCGCCAGCGACUUUGAUGCGCAGAGGUACAAUGCGGUUCUCUCGGCAUGCGCGCUCGAGCGUGAUCUCGAGAUCCUCGAUGCAGGGGAUCAGACUCUUGUUGGUGAGAAAGGCAUCACACUCUCCGGAGGCCAGAAGCAGAGAAUCUCACUGGCAAGAGCGAUAUACAGUAACUCGAAGCACUUACUUCUGGAUGAUUGUUUAAGCGCCGUCGAUUCGCAUACCGCGAAGCACAUUUUCGAGCAAGCUCUGACCGGCAUUCUAAUGAUUAACCGAACUUGUAUUCUAGUUUCACACAACAUCGCCCUGACGGUUCCAGAAGCAUCGUUCGUUGUGGUUCUCAACAAUGGCAAAAUCGUCAGCAAGGGCUCUGCGGAAGAUGUGGUGGCUAGCGGUGCUUUUGGCGACGACCUCAGGUCGCGACCUGGCUCGCAAGCUACCUCUGCUGUUCCUUCGAGAGUCCAGUCAUCGGUCGGGCUUUCGCAGCGAGCAAAUGCUCAGGCGAAAGAAAAUGGCAAUGCGGUUCCUGGUGGGAUUCCUGGAGAUGACUCGCAAGGUCCAAAAUCCGAUGCACAGUUCGUGGACCAUCGAAUCGAGACAAAAGCAACUGGCAGCGUCAAAUCCACAACAAUCAAGAUGUAUCUUCAGGCGAUGGGCCCUUGGUACUACUGGAUCGUCGCAGUCAUGGCUUUCAUUGCAACCCAACUUGGCUCUGUGGCGACGAACGUAUGGAUCCGUCAAUGGGCCAACGCAUACCACACCUCUAGCACAGGGAAUUACUACGCCCAUGCUUUCUCAAAGUUCAGCACAUAUUCGACCACAGAUGCUCUUGGUCUGCAGGCCGUACAUGUUCCUCAACCAAGCACGAGCUUCCAGCCGUCGAGUUCUUCCCCAUUCGGCGUCGAUGUUGCCUACUACCUCGGCAUCUAUGCUUUACUUGGGAUCUUAUAUGUUGGUAUUUGUAUAUCGAGGGAGUUGGUCUUGUUCUGGGGCUCGCUUGCUGCAUCACGAAAGAUACACGAUCGGCUUCUGUCCAGUAUACUUCGAGCCAAGUUCCGAUUCUUCGACUCGACGCCGCUCGGGCAGAUGACGAACCGCUUCUCCAAAGAUGUGCAGUCCGUUGAUCAAGAAGUUGCGCCUGUGGCUAUAGGGAUGAUCCACAGCGCAGCUUCAGUGGUUACAAUCGUGGUACUGAUUUCUACCAUUACGCCUGGCUUUUUGGUCCCGGGCGUUUUCAUCGGCUUGAUGUAUGUUGCCACCGGUAUGUUGUACAUUAGGUCUUCUCGGGACCUUAAGCGAAUCGAGGCAGUCCAGCGAAGCCCGCUGUUCCAGCACUUUGGUGAAACUCUCAGCGGAGUCGUUACCAUCCGUGCCUAUGGCGACGAAGCGCGCUUCAUGCAGGACAGCCAGCAUCGAGUCAACACCCACAACCGGCCUUUCAUCUAUCUUUGGGCUACCAACAGAUGGCUGGCCUUCCGAAUGGAUACCGCAGGCGCUUUCGUCUCGUUCUUUGCCGGAGUAUUCGUCGUCGUUAAUGCCAACACGAUUGAUGCUGGUGCUGCUGGGUUGGCCUUGUCUUAUGGAAUCACUUUCAGUCAGAAUGUUUUGUGGCUCAUCCGUCUUUACGCGGCUAACGAACAAAAUAUGAACUCUGUCGAGCGCAUCCAAGAAUACAUCGACGUAGAACAAGAGGCGGACGCGAGAGUCCCUGAGAACGCGCCAGCAGCAAAUUGGCCGGCUCGAGGAUCUGUCGAAUUCAUCGGCUACGGCACUCGCUACAGGAGUGAUCUGGAUCAAGUACUCAAGAAUGUGACUUUCAAGAUCGCCCCCGGUGAGAAAGUGGGCGUGGUUGGUCGUACCGGCGCCGGUAAGAGCUCGCUUGCUCUAGCAUUAUUCCGCGGCCUCGAAGCAGAAAACGGCAGCAUCCUCAUCGACGAGGUGAAUAUUGGUCUCAUCGGCCUCCAGGACCUUCGUGAGGCAAUUACCAUUGUUCCCCAAGAUCCGACGUUGUUCUCGGGGACGCUCAGAAACAAUCUCGACCCGUUUGAAUUAUUCACAGAUGAAGAGAUUUUCACCGCGUUGAGGAAGGUUCAGCUCAUAUCGGAUGCCGACGAGCUAUCACGAUCUGCCACUCCCAACCCCUCUAGCCAGGCCUCGACUAUGGUUGGGGAUCCAAGCCAACGAGACUCGUCUCAACAGAGCAGUGGCACCAUCUCAUCCGACUUGACACUUGCUCGGGCCAUGACGAACUCCAAGGAGAACAGAAAUAUCUUCCUGGAUCUGUCGACGCCCGUAGCCGAGUCAGGCUCUAAUCUGUCCCAAGGUCAGAGACAAUUGCUCUGUCUUGCCCGAGCACUGCUCAAAUCGCCCAAGGUAUUGGUCAUGGAUGAAGCCACCGCUUCCAUCGACUAUGCCACGGACACACGUAUUCAGAACACGCUACGGGAGCUCAAGAACCACACUCUGAUCACCAUUGCGCACCGGCUGCAGACUAUCAUUGACUACGAUAAGAUCUUGGUGCUAGACAAGGGUGAAGUGGUAGAAUAUGCUGACCCAUGGGAGCUCCUCCAGCAAGAGGGCGGGUCAUUCAGAAGCAUGUGCGAAACGAGCGGUCACUUUGAAUCGCUCAUGGAGUUGGCGCAGAAGUCAUGGCAGGAGCGGCGGCUAAUUGAUGAUUCAUAG
Cyphellophora europaea CBS 101466 is the source of this 5058-nucleotide messenger RNA. RefSeq lists its product as uncharacterized. The record is from RefSeq and is a predicted model, not a curated record. NCBI's taxonomy places the organism in Eukaryota, Fungi, Ascomycota, Eurotiomycetes, Chaetothyriales, Cyphellophoraceae. Bases 1 to 5058 code for a protein of 1685 amino acids. The transcript is spliced from 2 exons. Gene Ontology annotation, molecular function: ATP hydrolysis activity; ABC-type peptide transporter activity; ATP binding. Gene Ontology annotation, biological process: transmembrane transport. Gene Ontology annotation, cellular component: fungal-type vacuole membrane; fungal-type vacuole.